Molecule: messenger RNA, 504 nt
Organism: Atta colombica
Lineage: Eukaryota; Metazoa; Arthropoda; Insecta; Hymenoptera; Formicidae
Exons: 2
Coding region: 1-504 (167 amino acids)
Molecular function (GO): nucleic acid binding
Source: RefSeq, a predicted model, not a curated record
AUGAUCUUCCCGAACAAGGGAAAAUCGCGUCAGCGCGACGCGAGACACUUUGAGCACAGCAACUUGGAGCGAUGGUCGUUGAGACCGAGCUUGGUGCGAAGGGGUAGACCCGCGCACAUAUAUUCAGACAACGGGACCACCUUCGUGUGCACGCAUAAACAAAUUCAAGAAUUAUACAUGUACAAUGAUCCACAAGUCCAGUUCGAGAAAAUCAAAAAUUUUCUUCGCAAAUUAAAAAUCUCUUGGAGCUUCAUUCCGCCUAAUGCACCUCAUUUUGGAGAUUUAUGGGAGGCAGCCGUAAAAUCUACAAAAUAUCACAUGACUCGGAUCGUGGGCAAGGCUCAUUUGAUCUUUGAGGAAAUGCAAACGACCCUCUGUGAAAUUGAGGCGAUCCUCAAUUCGCGUCCCCUAUUACCAUUAAGCGCCGACCCUAACGACCUAGCGUAUCUAAGUCCGAGACAUUUCUUGGUUGGCACGACUUUAAAUGGUCUUGCGUUGACUUGA